CUUUUGAAAACCAAAAUCUGAAAAUAAAAUUAUUAGUAUAAUUAUGUGUUCAUGUAAUUCCUGAAGUCUCAACUACCAUCUCUCUCUCCUUCCAUUUUCCCCCCCAAAAUCUCAUCAUUCUCCCGCACCUGCCCAUAUGAACUCGAAUGCUAUGGUGAUCGUCCUGAUGGGCGUCUGCGGUUCUGCAAAAUCUUGUGCGUGUGUGUGUGUGGAAAGCAGGACAAUCGAUGAGAUGCUUGGCAAAGCCUUGGAUUUCACUUUUCUUGAUGCUGAUUAUUUUCACCCAGUCUCUAACAAAGGAACGAAAACUAACAUUUUGCCAAUAUCAAAAGGAAUCCCUCUAUGGGACAAAGAUCCAAUGCCAUGGCUUGGGAAGAUUCGAGAUACAUUGAGAGAGAGCAUAGCAUGUUAAAAGUAGUGUAGUUCUUGGUUGUUCAGCUCUACAGAAACACUAUAGAGAGAAUUUGAGAUCAAGUGAUCCAAAUUAUGAAAAAAUGGGAAUAACAAUGAAGUGUGUGGUGAAGUUUGUUGUAUUGGAUGCUCCAGCUGAAGUGAUGGCUUUAAGAUUAGAUAUAACUUAGUGCACCUGCCCCAUUUGCUUUAGUUUUGUCUUCCUCAGAUGAUACCAGUAAAUUUGCUAGCUGAAGUAUUGAUCCUCCUGAACUCUCCAUAUAACGUAUCAUCAUGGUGUAUAUGCAGCAUUUCCAAUCUGAUAUAAGAUAUAACCAACUACAUCAGAUUUCACAGCAAGUACAAAAAAGGGAUUAGUGACUGAACAAUAAUCAAUCGCACAGUUCCAGUAGUAAUGAUGAUGACGGCGACUGUACUUUUCGACACAAUUUAAUUCUCAAACACAAACCACAAAAUAUAGUAGAUAUAACUUCAAUACAAACCUCCAACUAAUGAAUUUGAAACCUUUCAACCCAAGAUUUGAAAAAGGAAAAAAAAACUUAACAGCUAAAUAAGUUAAAAAACUUGAACAUGAUUUGUAAUUAGAGGUAGUUUUGGAAUUUUAAAAUAAAUUAUCAUAGAUCAAAUCUGAACUACAAUGAUUUUACUUGUUUUCAAGAUUUUUCUAUAAUUGCAUAGAUAUUAAUAUAUAAAAAACAUUUGCUAUUUUAAUGAAAUUUCUUAUAUUAUAAUAUUAAAAGAAAAGAUAAAUUUAUAAAUUAAAAAUAUAUUAUAUUUAUUAAUUUUUAGUUAAAAAAAUCCUGAAUUGUAAGUAAAGAGUCCAUUGACGUGUUGCCUUAGUCCAACACUUUCAAAUUCAAAAUUCACGCUCUUAACGGUCACAUUUCUCUAUGAUCAUCUCCCACUUCUCGACUUCAUUGAAUCUCUAAUUCAUUUCCUGUGGCAGCAUCAAAAUUUCUUCAACCCAAACAAAAAUUUUAUUUUCCUAUUGCCAUGGAUUUCCGUAGUUUGUCAAGGACAGAGCUCCAAGCGACCCCCUUUGUAAGAGGAAUAAGAUUCCGGCCAAUAUCACUAAUGUUGCCAUGGCCGACUCUUUUGCCGUUCUUCAAUCCCUGAGUCAUCUUUCCUGUUUUGUUGAUCAUCUGUUGAUUUUGGAUUGUUUGUUCAAGAUUUGCUUUUUAGAACCUUGGCUCUUGUUGAGAAUCUCAAUCGUUUUUUCUGUUUAUUGAUGUUGUAAUUUAAUCAUGUGAUUUUGGGAAUUUUGAAGCAUAUAAUAUAAUUCUCUUGUGUUGUGAAG
Molecule: messenger RNA, 1708 nt
Organism: Cucumis melo (muskmelon)
Lineage: Eukaryota; Viridiplantae; Streptophyta; Magnoliopsida; Cucurbitales; Cucurbitaceae
Product: gluconokinase-like
Exons: 4
Coding region: 137-412 (91 amino acids)
Cellular component (GO): cytoplasm
Molecular function (GO): gluconokinase activity
Source: RefSeq, a predicted model, not a curated record